Polyodon spathula (Mississippi paddlefish) is the source of this 675-nucleotide messenger RNA. RefSeq lists its product as uncharacterized. The record is from RefSeq and is a predicted model, not a curated record. Bases 1 to 675 code for a protein of 224 amino acids. Lineage: Eukaryota; Metazoa; Chordata; Actinopteri; Acipenseriformes; Polyodontidae. The transcript is spliced from 5 exons.
AUGGCUGAUGAUGUGAUGUAUUACUGUGUUGUGCAGCCCACAGUGGGGAAGAUUCCUAUUAUCUUUAGGACAGUGCUGAUUCUCGGAAACACAAGUCAAUCAGAACAUUCAGAGGUCUCUGAUGAAGAAGGGUCUUCAAUAACUCUGAAGUGCACUUACUCAACCAGUGAAAAUGGACCAUAUUUAUACUGGUACAGACAGUUUCCUAACAGGGCUCCUCAAUCAAUGGUGAUGAGAGGAGCUGAAACAUUGAGAACAGUGAAGACUGAGAGUGGAUUAUUCACAGAGAGACACUCUACAAAUGCUGAUAAGGAAUCUACCAACCUGACAAUGUCCAGACUGGAAGCAGGCGAUGCAGUGACGUAUCACUGUGCACUGCAGCCUCACAGUGCUUCAGAACCACGGCACAUUAGACUCUACUGGUAUCGGCAGAACUCAAACCGAGCCCUGGAAUAUAUACUGUACAAAGGAGCCAGAUCAGGGAGUAGUGAAUCUCACACUGCAGACUUUGCCAAAAGCAUGUUCACUUCUACAACAGACAGCUCUUCUACUGCAACCACCAUUUCCAAACUUGCUCUGAGCGACACAGCAAUCUAUCACUGUGCUUUGAGGAUAGCACAGUGUGAGAUCUCAGGAUCAAGUAUCUCAGACACCACCAUCACUGACUGUGAGUGA